This is a messenger RNA of Sparassis crispa, 1011 nucleotides long. RefSeq lists its product as hypothetical. Lineage: Eukaryota; Fungi; Basidiomycota; Agaricomycetes; Polyporales; Sparassidaceae. The record is from RefSeq and is a predicted model, not a curated record. The transcript has 2 exons. The coding region runs from base 1 to 1011 and encodes 336 amino acids. Gene Ontology annotation, molecular function: protein binding.
AUGUCUGGAGAUCGUACUGGACAUAUAGUAGCAGAUGCACAUUCUGCCAGCGACACCAGUGAUCCGCAGCAAGACGCAGAGUUCUGGUUCGAGGAUGGUAGCAUCGUCCUUAUCGCUCAGGAUAUCGCCUUUCGCGUUCACCGUGGCGUGCUCUCCCGACACUCUGAAGUCUUUCGCGACCUACUCAAGGUCCCUGGAAAGCAGGAGGAGAAAUUCGGCUGCCCGUUCGUACAUCUGUCCGAUUCCCCUGCCGAUUUGCGAUCUCUGCUGCGCGUGCUGUAUGAUGGCGCAGUAUCACACCUCGAUUUAGAGACGCCACUCGAGUUUGCCGAAGUGGCAACACUGGUGCGUCUCAGUCACAAGUACGGUAUCAAAAGUCUACUGGAGAAGGGGCUCGCUCGGCUGAAGACGGUAUUCACGAAGGGAUUUUCGACAUGGGAGUCUCUGCACUGCACGGGCAGCUUCAUCGAGAUCUCUGUCAUGAGCCCAUUCUUGAAGGCACAACCAGAAGAUGCGAUAGCGGUCGUUCGUCUAGCGCGCUUGACGGGAGCACUUACUAUGCUACCCACGGCGUUAUUUGUAUGCUGUUCACUGGAACCGACGGUGCUAACUCGCGCAUAUACUCUUUCCGACGGGUCCAACAACCAGCUGUCUUUGCAGGACCUAGAGAGGUGCAUGCGAGCUGCCCCAAUUCUUUCCAGUUCUUUCCAGACUAGGCAUACCCUCUUACACUUAGAGACCAGUCCACAGUGCGAAAAUCACCGUUAUACCCCGUGCAGCAGUAGACUCGCCCGGCAGCUCAAAAUUUACUUCGAGAGCAACACUGUUACCUGCCUCAACGUCCUUCAUGGGAGGCAGUCGUCUAUACGAGAUUCUGGGGUAUGUGGUGCUUGCCAAACGUUCAUUCAGAAGAAAGAUCGCGAGCGGGGACAGAAGUACUGGGCUGAUCUGCCAUCAUAUUUUGGUUUGGGAACGUGGGGCGGUCUCUCAGACUUCCCAAUUGAACAUUAG